AUGCAAGUGGAUGGGGUGCAGGAGGGCACAGCCACGCUGUCGUGGAGCAACCUGACAGUGACUGUGACGGAUGUGAAGGGCAACGACCGCCACAUUCUGAAGGGCGUGGACGGCUAUGUGGAGCCCAACCACAUGAUGGCCAUCAUGGGCCCCAGCGGCUGCGGCAAAACUACGCUGCUCGACACUCUCGCGGGCCGGCUGGCCCAUACCGCCCGGCACACUGGCGACAUCCGCGUCAACGGCCACAAGAGCCAGCUGAGCUACGGCCGCAGCGCCUACGUCACCCAGGAUGACGUGUUGAUUGGCACGCUCACUGUGUACGAGACAAUCUUCUACAGUGCAAAGCUGCGCCUGCCGCAGAGCAUGCCCGGGGCAGAGAAGGAGCAGAUUGUGCGUGACGUGAUUGCAGAACUGGGCUUGGAGUCCACCAGCGACACCUACAUUGGCACCUGGCACCUGCGUGGUGUGUCAGGUGGCCAGCGCCGGCGCGUCAGCAUCGGCUGUGAGCUGGUCACCAGCCCCAAGCUCAUCUUUUUAGACGAGCCAACUAGCGGCCUGGACUCUGCCGCCGCCGUCAUCCACCAGCCCUCCUCCGAGGUGUUUGCGCUGUUUGACAAGCUGUGCCUGCUUUCCGACGGUCACGUGGUGUACUUUGGCGCCGCCAACCGCGCCAUCGACUUCUUCGCCGAGGCGGGGCUGCCGGUGCCCAGCAACCGCAACCCCGCCGACCACUUCCUGCACGCCAUCAACCGCGACUUCCUGGAGAGCGAUGAUGUGGAGAAGAACAUUGCGGCGCUGGUGACGCAAUACAAGGCCUCCCGCAUUGCAGCACACGUCAAGGAUCACGUCAAGGAGCUUGAAGACAACCCGGCCAAGGAGUACACAGCGGGCGCGGGGCAGCCCAACUGGCUGUACCAAACUUCGGUGCUCACUUACCGCACCUUCCUCAACAACCUGCGCAAUGUGGGCGUAUUCUGGAUGCGGCUGGCCAUGUAUGUGAUGCUGUGCCUGGGCGUGGCGUUUGUGUACUUCCAGCUGGGAGAUGCGUGGAAGGAUGUGUACAGCCGUGCCGCCCUCCUUUUCUUCGUGGUGGCUUUCCUCACCUUCAUGUCGAUCGCUGCCUUCCCCGCCUUUACAGAAGACAUGAAAGUGUUCAUUCGAGAGCGGCUGAACGGCUACUAUGGAGUCAGCCAGUUCACCGUCUCCAACACGCUGGCCAGUCUGCCCUUCAUCUUCCUCAUCGCUGUGAUCUCCUCCGUCUGCGUCUACUUCAUUGCCAGCCUGCGCAUGGAUGGCGAGAGCGUGGUCUACUUCAUCCUGGACCUCUUCAUCUCCCUGGUGGUGGUGGAAAGCCUGAUGAUGGCGAUCGCUCCUCUCGUACCCCAUUAUCUGAUGGGCAUCGCGGCGGGGGCUGGCAUCAUGGGGCUGUUCAUGAUUGUCUGCGGCUUCUUCCAGCCACUGGACAGCAUGCCUGGCCCCGUCCUGAGGUACCCCCUGUCGUACCUCAGCUACCACACAUAUGCGUUCACCGGGUUCAUGGAGAAUGAGUUCAAGGGCACCAGCGGCUGGGGGUGCGCCCCAGCUGCGGAUGGCGUGCCGCCACCGGACUGCAGCGUGGACGGCGCCGUGGUGCUGAACUAUUAUGAGAUCAUGAACAUCGACAAGUGGGUGUGCCUGGCCAUCCUGAUUGGCAUGGCGGCAUUCUACCGCACCAUCUUCUUCCUCACUCUCAAGUGGAAGGAGCGCGCCAUCACGGUGGACACGCUCUUCUCCAACUUGGACAUUGACCUUGACAACUAUCGCCGCGCGCCUGCCACCUUGAAGCAAGAAGUCAGCGGCGAUGUGCUGGCCACGGUUGAGAAGCUGGCGAAUGCGGGCGCGCUCAAGAAGUGGGGCGCAGCUCUCAGCGACCUCCCCGAGCGCCGCAGCGUGAUGCUGGGCGAGCUGCGCCUUGUGGGCGUGAAGCAGCCUGAGAAGAUUGCCCAGCUGUCGGUCCGCAACGAUGCAGCCUUCCUGUUCAGCGUGGUCGGCACCACCAGCGUGGCCGCCGUCGUCCUCGGCCAGCUGCCGGGCGACUGGGGCUUCUUCAGCAGCUACCUCAUCGGCGGCAUCUCCCUGGUUGUGCUGGCGAUUGGCUCCAUCAACCCAGGCAUCCUACACGUGGUGUUCCCUGACUACAAGCAACGCGUGGUUGCCCACGAGGCGGCGCACUUUCUGGCCGGCUACCUGCUUCGAGUGCCCGUGGCCAACUACUCGCUGAUGCUGGGCAAGGAGCACACUGAUCUGGUGGAGGCCAAGCUGCAGAAGCGGUUGAUCGAGGGCUCGCUGGAGCCAGCCCAGGUGGACCAGCUGAGCGUGAUUGCCAUGGCGGGUGCCACGGCAGAAGCGAUGAAGUUUGAGGAGGUCAUUGGACAGAAUGCAGACUUCUUUGAUCUCCAGAGGAUCAUGAGCCGACAGCAGCCCAAACUAAACAACACGCAGCAGCAGAACCAGACGCGGUGGGCUUCGUACCAGGCCGCCAGCCUGCUUCGGACAUACAGCAAGGAGUAUGAGGCGCUGCAGGAGGCCAUGGCCCGCGGCGCCGGCGUGGUUGAUUGCAUCAAGGCCAUCGAGGCGGCAUGA
Molecule: messenger RNA, 2622 nt
Organism: Chlorella variabilis
Lineage: Eukaryota; Viridiplantae; Chlorophyta; Trebouxiophyceae; Chlorellales; Chlorellaceae
Exons: 19
Coding region: 1-2622 (873 amino acids)
Biological process (GO): proteolysis
Cellular component (GO): membrane
Molecular function (GO): ATP hydrolysis activity; ATP binding; ABC-type transporter activity
Source: RefSeq, a predicted model, not a curated record